AUGGUGGCUAAACGGAUCUUGCUGCUGUCGCGGCCGUUUACGAGGGCGGCUUGGCCUCGGACGGAGCGGAGCUAUGCGACCACGAGGCAGCCCAGCGCAACGACUCAAUUCUACAAGACGUUUACCCGGCCCGUUGCAAAAGUCACCCUGCUCGCCGUCUUCACGUACCAGGUAGUCUACUGGGUCUGGGUCAAGCUCGAGGCGGACGAGAUCCGUGUCGAGACUGAUGCUACCAUUGCCGAGCUAGAGGCUCAGGUCAGCGCACACGGCGCGGCGAGGACCAAGGAGGCUGGCAAGGAGGGCGGGAGCAAAGCCAAGUGA
Messenger RNA from Hirsutella rhossiliensis, 321 nucleotides. RefSeq lists its product as uncharacterized. Bases 1 to 321 code for a protein of 106 amino acids. Lineage: Eukaryota; Fungi; Ascomycota; Sordariomycetes; Hypocreales; Ophiocordycipitaceae. The record is from RefSeq and is a predicted model, not a curated record. The transcript has 3 exons.